GCUCUUCAGUUAUUCUGUGUUGCGGGUCUAAAGCCGAAAUGCUGUGGGUGAACUACUUACUCACAUGUUCUUUAUUCAACGAUUCACUCUACUUACUUAAGUUAAUUCCUCUACAUGGGUCGUAGUUUUUUCACAUGAUGGUGCCGCCUCCUGGAAAAGUUUCCUGAAAUUGGUGUAGCAACGACAACGAGCUUGGGGCGGCAUGCCGACCAUCCGGCGGCUGAAGAUGAAGUGCGUUUCGUUCUUUAUUUUUUGUGUAGCCGAAAACACUGCAUCGUCGGGUCUGGCUGCCCGUCUGCGCGUCGGAAAGAGUGCCGAUGGCACCGAAAAUGAGGAGGACCUGGUGGAGCAGGAGCGGGGGCUGGACCAAGAUGAUCACACAGAUGCCCAGAAUCGCAUGGCGGAAGAUGGAAUGACACACGUAUCUAUACUCACGCAUGAUUCUUCUAAUAUAUAAGCUUACGUGUACAACGAAGUCGUAGAUGUAAAACAUCUGCUCACAAACACAAUAAAAGUCGCGGCGACCACCGCGUCAGGCUCAGGUGCAAAACCAUACCAAUUGAAACCUGAUAGUUUGACUUUCAUUUCAUCACUCUGACCACAGGCAAUCAUGCGCACCGUGUUGGAGAAUUUCCACAAGACCGUUAUGCAGCCACUGGUGGAGGAGUCGAAAGCUCGAAUUGACGUCGCGCUCAAAGAUGCGGAUGCAAAAUUGGAGAGCGACCAGGAGCAAAUCAACCAGGAAAUCAGUUUGGCGGAAACCAAGAUCGCGGAGAUGCAGUCCUCGUUGGACGAAAACCUGCGCCGGAAGCAGACACAGGUCGCCGAGCUUAAAAACCUACUGCAGCAGCAACUGCAAAACUACACGGAGACCAUGUCUCGUGUCAAGGAAAUGCUGGGGACGAGCGUGCAGGAAAGCAAAACGGAGCUACAAUCCGUGCACCAGUACCUCGCCGAGCAGCGCGAGGCGGUGCUGGCCGAGAUCGGGGAGGUCGGCGAUGGCGAAGAAGAUGAAAACGCUACAAAUUUCACCAACAUCACCACCGAAGCCAACAUGACAGCCGCCGAUCCGAGCGUGAGUGCCAACGUCACCGCAGGAGGAUCAGAAAGCGAGGCGAAUUUGACGGCCGGUGGCGCGGGGUCUGCCAAUGUUACGAUGAAUAACAUCACAGGAGACAACAGCACCGGCCUCGAGACCCUUGAACUCGGAGGUGACGAAAACGAGGAAGGGGACACUCCCGCUCAGGUUUUUCUCGAGACAGCAAACAGUGACAUCAGCAGUUUCGGCAAGUCGGGCGCAGAGUUCUUGCAAGUUGCUGACGGUGCACUCGAGAACGCCGACCACACGUUGUCCGAGAACUAUGCAACAGAAAAUCCCUCGUCCCUGAUUCCGGAUUCGACGUCCCUCCUGCGAACAAAGGUCGCACGGAUUCUGGAGGGCGGCAAGAAGAAAAUCGUGCGGACCGCUCAGCAAAAAGUGCUAAGUGUGAAGAACAUGAUGAAACUGAGGACGAAUAAAGCAAGCGGUAGAACGACUGCAAGGCUGCAUGGCGGCAAUGAAAAACUGCACACGACGAAGAUGAAGUCGAAAUCCAUCAAAGCCGCGAUGAGCAGUCCGGUGAUUGAUCCAGAUACUCAGGAGGAAGCGAAAAGCUUCGCCGAAAAAGCGGGAGAUGCUAUUAACGCCCACAUUCUAGCCGAAGUCGACGAGUACACGAAAGGACUCAGAGACGAGGUGCUGUCCAUGGUCCAAGAGGUGGGGGAGCAGCUGCACCAGCGCACGCUGGCCAUUCACGACACCGUCGAGAGCGCCCGCGACAACUUCGAAGACGCUGGAAUGGCUGCCAACGCCGAGGUCAGCGCGGAUCUUCAGGUAAGUUUUUACUGGGACGAAUGUUGGUAAACGCAGAGCUAACAGGACUGAGGUCCUUGCUUUUCAUCAAACGCCACCAAUGUAAAGUGAUAGUCGACGCAAGUCGACUGCUGCAACAUUAAGCACAUCAAAAUGGAAAGACCAGGACUACAGCCUCAAUUUUUUGCAUCAUAUCAUCAUAACUCCACAUGCAAACAAAUCCAUCACAGAGCGAAACCGAGACGGCACAGAAUUUGGGGGACUCGCAAAGCAAUCUGCAGACGGCUGUGGCAGAGAGCACGCUCUCGAACCAGAACGACUUCGGUAUUUACAGCACGAGUACCAGCACGCCACAGCCCGUCCUCUUUCUCCAAUUAGACACUGCGAACAAGAAAGAAAUUGAAAACAGAAAAAGCAACAAAGAGAAGGAGGACGAAUUUUUUGAGGCCGAGCGGAGCGAAAGUCAAAGUAGUACAACUGUUGACCUCCAGUCGACCGACGCAUCUGCGGAGGAUCAUGGCACCAGGGUAAAUAUGCGAGGUAACGGCGAGCAGCAAUUUCAAAGCGACCUGGAGGACCAGCUGGACCUGGUAAAGAGUGCUUCAGACGCGGUGUCCAAAGCAGCGAAGGAAGCCGCAGAGGUGGCGGGAGAAGAGUACACGGGCGCGAUAGGCGAAGGCGCGACCAAUUCGACUGCGGGUUCUUCAAGUCCAGAUGAAGAGGAGACAAGCCCAAGCGAAGAGGAGGACACCGACGAGGCGGAGCAGGAAUAAGCUUGGGAAGGUGCUAGCGAUGGAGGUUUGUUCGAGGCGGUGCUAGUAGUGAACAAGCUGCAGCGAAGCAGUAUCAUAUCGUGAAUCGAUUUUUUUUCUUCGGUUUCUUCUUGACGUUUUAUUACGGCAAAGCAAUCUAUGUCUUACUUUGUCUAUCAGAAAACAAGAUCGAUGGAGAUUGAUAGGAUGCCUAUCAAUCCUACUAGCGCCACAUUUUUCGAGAAUAUAGUCGCCAGCGGUCAACAGCCGGCCGCAAGCUUUUUUUAGAAGAUGAACGAAUUCAUCGGCUUGUAUUCAAUGUAAACUCUAACCUAGUAAACUUUGCUGGCAGCCACCACAGAUCACAACUGUAUAAUCGAAAAGACUUUGUCUAUGGGGGGCGGAGGAUUUCCCAAAGGGAAGGAGAAAGUAGACUCGAAUAGUUUUACAAAUGCACACUGUAGUUUCAUCGUCAUUUCAGUACCCUCAGCCGAUCGAAGAAGCAUAACAUAUCAUGGACUGCAUCUUCGCAGCACCCAUGUGCUUUUGGGUUACUCUUACUUACCACAGAGACGGAC
Molecule: messenger RNA, 3182 nt
Organism: Amoebophrya sp. A120
Lineage: Eukaryota; Dinophyceae; Syndiniales; Amoebophryaceae
Source: the annotation of a GenBank genome assembly